This is a messenger RNA of Paramecium octaurelia, 1326 nucleotides long. Lineage: Eukaryota; Ciliophora; Oligohymenophorea; Peniculida; Parameciidae. The record is from the annotation of a GenBank genome assembly.
CCCUUCUUCUUGGAGUUAAAAGUACCUUUGUAACUUAUUAUAUUAUCUAUAUUAAUUUUACGUAUCCGCAAGUAUUCAUCGGAAAAAUAAAUCUUAUGAUUUAUCAAAUAUUAUUUAAAAGAACCAUCCCAUUAAUAUAAUCUCAUGGAUUUAUCUAACCUAUUCGGUUAUGAAGAAUAACAAUAAUAGCCAUUAGUACAGCCAUAAAAAGUAAAUGAUGUGAAGGAUUCAAUUAUAUAAAUAAAAAGUAAUAUUUCCAAAAGGGGAAUAAAAUAAAACAAGAAGCUUAAUCAAUUUAAAUAGACUAUGGCUUUGAAGCCAAACAAAAAAAAAGCCAGAAUCCAAUUAAAUAAUUGUAUGAAAGAAUAAGUCCCAAUUAAUAAUUUAGGAACAAACUGGGCACGCCAUCCCAGAGAAGAAACAUUACGCAAAAUCUUAGAAUAUAGUGAAACACUAAGAAAUAUGCUUUGUGAUGUUGAUAACUUUGUGAAACAAUAAUAAUAAGAACCUAAUGAUGAUAAUAAAUUAUUGAUCUAAAAGUAAGAAAUAAGUAUUGAUAAUUUGUACAAUUGCUUGAUUGGAUGUCUAUUAUAAUUCACAUUUGUUGAAUCCAGCCAUCCUAAUUAAUUUUCUGAAAAACAAAAUAAUUUUUUUAGUCAAAGUUUGAUUCCAGCUUAAAAUAGUUUGAUGUUAGAUAACAUACUUUUAAAUUAACACGUUGAACAUCCACUGAUUAGGUUUUCUGAAACUUAUAAACAUGAAUCUAUCAAACUUGAUAAAGCGAGACGAUCAGCCACAUCAAAGUUAUAUGGAUGUGCUAUAUGUGAAGAGAGCUUAAGUCAAGCAUUUGUUACAAAAUUUGCAUUCAAAAUUAAAAAAAUUGAUGGUAAUAUUGCAAUUGGCCUUUGUAAUAAAGAUAUAUUGGCUCAGCAAAAUUAUUAACACACAGAUUCCAAUCAAACUCAAGGGUAUUUCAUUUAUAUAAUAUUUAGUCUGUAUCUACUCGAUAACUUUGGUAGAGUGUAUCCUAAUAGAGAAAAUCAAGUGAUGUAAGGAUAAUCUUUUGAAUUCGAAGAAUCAAAUAUUAUUAUAGUAAUUUUUGAUUUCUAAAAGUAAUAUAUAAAAUGGAAAAAGUACAACCACCAGUCUAUAUUUGUAUAUGUUUACCCUUAAUUUUAGUGCAUUCCUUUUGACAUUCACAAUGAGGUAUUUCCUUGUGUAUUGUUCUCAAAAUCACCAUAGUUUAAGAAAACAUCCUAAGUUAGAAUUGUAAAUCCAAAAACAUUAAGAAAAAUAGAUCGCUUUUCUAAAUUUGACAUAUUAUGA